AUGUCACUCCACCCGCAACAGUUGGUACACAACAUCUCCCUGCGCGACCCAGAAGGCUUCUGGUCUCGCCAGGCCGAACAACUGUACUGGCAUAAACCGCCAUCACGUGCCAUCAAUCAGCAAACGAAAACAACUCCCAAUGGCUCCAGUCAUUCUCACUGGAGCUGGUUCCCGGACGGAGAGAUCUCGACCACCUACAACUGUGUCGAUCGGCAUGUCCAUUCGGGAAAUGGAGAUAAUAUUGCUAUCAUCUGGGAGUCCCCGGUGACGGGGACGAAGGAGAAAUAUACAUACAAACAGCUAUUGGACGAAGUCGAAGUUCUAGCAGGCGUGCUCAGGGAAGAGGGUGUGCGAAAGGGCGACGUCGUCAUUAUCUACAUGCCUAUGAUUCCUGCGGCACUCAUUGCUGCUUUGGCGAUCGCACGCUUAGGUGCUAUUCAUGCCGCAGUCUUUGGCGGUUUUGCAGCCAAGUCGCUCGCACAACGCAUCGAAGCGGCCAAGCCACGCGUCGUCAUGACGGCGUCGUGCGGUAUCGAAGGGUCGAAAGGUCCUAUCUCCUACCGACCGUUGGUUGAGGGUGCUAUCGUGCUGAGUCGAUUCAAGCCAGAGAAAGUGAUCGUGUGGCAGAGGGAUCAGCUGCGAUGGAACAACCCCGAUAAGUUAGGUGGACAACGUAACUGGCAACGACUGGUAAAAAGCGCACGCAUGCGUGGCAUCAGGGCCGAGCCGGUACCCGUGAAGAGCACAGAUGGACUCUAUAUCAUCUAUACUAGUGGCACCACGGGCUCUCCCACAGGCGUGUUUCGCGAGGCCGGUGGGCAUGCAGUAGGACUCCAGCUGUCAAUGAAACACCUAUUCGAUAUACAAGGCCCGGGAGAUGUCAUCUUCUGCGCCUCUGACAUUGGAUGGGUGGUCGGUCAUUCAUACAUCUUGUAUGGGCCACUCUUGGUCGGAGCAACGACAAUCCUUUUCGAAGGAAAACCGGUGGGAACGCCGGACGCGGGCACCUUCUGGCGGAUUAUCGAAGAGCAUAAGGCCCAUGUGUUGUUCACGGCACCCACAGCCAUGCGGGCCAUCCGCAAGGAUGAUCCCAAUAAUCGCUGCUUUAAAGAGGUGGCCCAGCGAGGCGGUCUCAAACACUUUCGCGCACUGUUUCUUGCGGGAGAAAGGAGUGAACCCAGCAUUGUCCAAGCCUACCAAGAACUUCUGAGCCAAUAUGCUGCUCCCGGUGCAAAGGUGGUGGACAAUUGGUGGUCAUCAGAGUCAGGAUCUCCCAUAUCUGGCUUGGCACUAAGAAGCGCUGCGGCAAUGGAGCCGUCCUCGCGCCAUACUGACGCAGUGAAGCCAUUGGCCAUUCGACCAGGCUCUGCAGGUCUGCCCAUGCCUGGAUUUGACGUGCGCGUAGUCAAUGACGAGGGAAAACCGUUGCCUCCGGGCACGAUGGGGAAUAUUGUCCUGGGCAUUCCACUGGCGCCCACCGCAUUCACGCAACUUUUCAACGACGACGAUCGAUUUUACCGGAGUUAUCUACGUAGAUUCAAGGGACAAUGGCUCGACACCGGAGACGCAGGGAUGAUCGAUAAAGACGGAUAUAUACAUAUCAUGGCACGAUCCGACGACAUCAUCAACGUUGCGGCGCAUCGCUUCAGUACGGGUAAGUCUCGACGCGCCAUCGAGCAAGCAAUCCUCUCGCACCCGCAAAUUGGCGAAGCCAGCGUGGUUGGCCUCCCGGACCCGCUGAAGGGCCACCUCCCGUUCGCGUUCAUUCAGCCACGGACCGCGACCGGGCCCAUCCCCGCGAAACCUGCAGCGGAAUUGUUCCAGGAGGUGAACGGGCUGGUGCGCGACCAGAUCGGGGCAAUCGCGUCCCUGGGAGGCAUGAUCCAGGGCCGGGGAAUGAUCCCGAAGACGCGCAGUGGGAAGACGCUACGCCGGGUGCUGCGGGAGCUGGUUGAGCAUGCAGUGCGCGGGGAGUACGAGGCGCCGGUGAAUGUGCCGCCGACGGUGGAAGAUGCCGAGGUUGUGGAUGAGGCACGACGACGGGUGCGGGAGUACUUUGAGCGGCAGGAACGGGCGAAGCUGUAA
Molecule: messenger RNA, 2085 nt
Organism: Aspergillus piperis CBS 112811
Lineage: Eukaryota; Fungi; Ascomycota; Eurotiomycetes; Eurotiales; Aspergillaceae
Product: putative acyl-CoA synthetase
Exons: 4
Coding region: 1-2085 (694 amino acids)
Source: RefSeq, a predicted model, not a curated record